UUCAAAGGGAAGCAAUGAGACUGAAACUCCUGCACCUUCAGACUACAUCUUUUCACUCUUUGACUACAAUACAUCGAUGCCAAAGAUUUAAUAAAACUGGACAUCAAAUUCUAAAGCUGGAUAAUGAUGUUGACAGAACGGAUCACAGAACAGCUAAGAUUGGAAACUUGUAUGCUCCAAAGACUGCUUCCCCUUGUUUGACAAGGCCCUCUAUGCAAGUCAAGAAUUGGCAAAUGAUCCAAGGAAAUGUAUCUGCUUUGGGAAAAAGUGUUUAUUAUCAGGGUGGGGAGAUGUUUUUCCCACCCUGGAAACGUUUUGGCUUGGCAGCAAUGGAAAACUACACACUCAAUGUGGAGUAUAUUAAAAAGCUCGGGAACAUAUCAUCAAGAUUUUACUCAAUUGUAUCAACUAGUAAAAUUAUUCCAAAACCAAGUACCCAGCCAGUUAAGAGGCCACCAAAGGCACCAAGGACCAAGCAGCCCUCCAGAGCUAACCAGCCACUACUGUCAGACGACAUGAAGAAUCUGAUGCAGUGCACAGCCUUUGCAACAGCAGAUGAAUAUCAUCUUGGUAAUCUGUGUCAUGACCUGACUUCCCAUGGAUAUGUUGAAAUAACAAGUUUGCCCAGAGAUGCUGCGAAUGUUUUGGUGAUGGGUGCUGAGAAAUCUGCAAAAGAAGAUGAUCCUGGCAUGAUUUUUUUCUUCAGGGAAGGGGCUGUUGUGUUUUGGAAUGUGGAUGAGAAAAGUAUGAAGAAUAUAAUGCGAGUGCUGGAACAGCAUGAAAUUCAGCCAUAUGAAGUAGCAUUAGUCCACUGGGAAAACGAAGAGAUAAACUAUAGAAUAGGAGAAGGGCAAUCAAAGCUUCAUAAGGGAGAAAUCUUGUUAAAUUCUGAGCUGGAUACUGAUGAAGUAAUUCUGCAGAAAUUUGCCUUUUCAAAUGCCCUGUGUCUUUCUGAUGUAGAUGAUUACUUGAAAGCAUACACCCCCUCUCACAGCAUUAUGCUUUGUCACCUCUGUGUUGCAGUAAAACUGGCUAUUUGGGAAUCGUUAUUGGAUAACUUUGUGGAAUCUAUCCAAUCAAUUCCUGAGAUCCUAAAAUCAAGAAGGAAGAUAAAACUAUCUCACGCAGAUGUCAUGCAGAAAAUUGGAGAACUUUUUGCAUUAAGACAUCGCAUAAAUCUGAGUUCAGACCUGCUGAUAACACCUGACUUCUACUGGGAUAGAGAAAAACUGGAAGAGCUUUAUGAUAAAACAUGCCAAUUUCUCAAUAUUAAUCGCAGAGUUAAGUUUAGGUUAACAACCAUGCCUCAACCACCUAGACUUAAAUGGAUUCUGUACUUCCUGAGCCACUAACUUAGGCUUUAAAUAGUUGUAAGAAGAGGAGCUUUAAUUCUUUUUCUGAAGUGUGUGCAAGAAAACAAGUUAAAAAAAAAAAAAAAAUGUGAUGUGAAGCAGUCUUCUUACUGAUGACAUGAUCAUCCAGGUCAGUUCAUUGCAGGGCAAUGUAAUGCUUACUGCUCUACCAGAAUAAGCAUGAGAUACCUCUUCCAGUGGUACAGCAACCUUACAUACUUAUUUAGCUACUUUUGAGGCAUUUCCAUAAGCUGCAUGUCAUUUGCUUGCAUUGUUUUGUGACUAAAUGUCACCCAGUAGCUGUUUAAUACCUGCAUGUGCAUAUCUAAACUUGUAUUUGUUUUUUUAUGACUGUUGAAAUAAGAGUUGUAUUAGAACUCCCAUUGCUUGUGCAUGUUACAAGACUUUGCAUUCUGCACUUUCACAGAAACGUUAACAGCUUUCUGCAGUGAGCCCCUUUAUGGAUUGUUUCCUUAGUGAUCUCAUACAACGUGUAGAAUCCAGCUUUGCCCUGUGUUUGAAAUCUGUUGCAGGUAAUGAAUGAAAAGCUUCAGCACUGCAUGGAGUUGACAGACCUAAUGCGAAAUCACCUGAAUGAAAAGCAUGCUCUGCGCCUCGAGUGGAUGAUAGUAAUACUCAUCACCAUAGAG
Messenger RNA from Tympanuchus pallidicinctus (lesser prairie-chicken), 2002 nucleotides. It is a transcript of the gene RMND1, whose product is annotated as required for meiotic nuclear division 1 homolog. The record is from RefSeq and is a predicted model, not a curated record. Gene Ontology annotation, biological process: positive regulation of mitochondrial translation. The coding region runs from base 15 to 1352 and encodes 445 amino acids. The transcript is spliced from 10 exons. Lineage: Eukaryota; Metazoa; Chordata; Aves; Galliformes; Phasianidae.